Fusarium subglutinans is the source of this 660-nucleotide messenger RNA. RefSeq lists its product as uncharacterized. The transcript has 4 exons. NCBI's taxonomy places the organism in Eukaryota, Fungi, Ascomycota, Sordariomycetes, Hypocreales, Nectriaceae. The coding region runs from base 1 to 660 and encodes 219 amino acids. The record is from RefSeq and is a predicted model, not a curated record.
AUGGACUUUAAUGUGAUGACCGACAAGAGUGCCGCUGGGGCUGUUGGGGCUGCUCUGGGCUUAUCAUUUGAUCCCUUGGGUCCGCCUGCUCUUCGUUUAGUCUGCGGGGUGAAGGAGGAGAAGCUGCAAGACGGUUACGAUCGCUUCUUGCGACCCGUCCCUUGGGUCAACCCGCCCCCGCAUCUUCAGCGGAGCAGCUUCAGAGCGGCCGACGCUGUUCACAGACGACCCAAGCGUGAAUGGGGUGUGCGGAAGUCGUUCGACACAAGCGACCCAGAUAUUCACAAAAUCGUUCAGGGUAUUUUGUUCGAUAUAAAUGCCACCGUCUUGGAAGCCGUCGAAGCAAAGAAACGCGGAGUUGGGAACACUCUUUGCAACCUCUUCGAGGGCCUACCCGAUGUCCCCGAUUUGUCAGAGCCUUCCCAACCGGCUUCAACCCGCCUCCGACCCCGACCGACUGUUGCGUGGCCCUCAUCUCGUCAGCAACAACUGGCACUCCCUCCGGUCGAUCCCAGGGAGACAGCUGGUGAGCCGUCAGGACGUGCUGGGGGCGGGUCUGUAGUUGAGCUCAGUCCAGAGGAACCAGAAAGUACGAGCGAUGAGGAGUCGAAGCAGGAGAGCGAGGAAGAGGAAGAGGAUGAGGUUUUGGGCAAGGAUUGA